Molecule: messenger RNA, 1618 nt
Organism: Hippoglossus stenolepis (Pacific halibut)
Lineage: Eukaryota; Metazoa; Chordata; Actinopteri; Pleuronectiformes; Pleuronectidae
Product: interferon-induced protein 44-like
Exons: 9
Coding region: 151-1014 (287 amino acids)
Source: RefSeq, a predicted model, not a curated record
ACCAUGUGAGAAAACGAAAGUGAAAGUUGCUCAUGUCCUAUAAAAGCGAGUGUCCAGAGCCUCAAACUCAAAGGAAAGGACUGAAGGGGAAACAUUUAUGUUCAUUUUUUCUAUUGGAGUCACUCUGUCCAGAGCCACAUAAGCAAAGCAAUGGGAGGAGCUCCUUCAGUGCCAGCUCCUUCAGUGUCAGCUCCUUCACCACUCUUGGAGCAGCCAUGGAGGGAGGUGUCAAAGAAGUACAAGGACAAUCUUAAGUUUGUGAAAUCUUACCAACCUGAAAACAAACAGUUCAAACAUCUCAGGAUUCUGCUUCAUGGACCAGUUGGUGCUGGAAAGUCGAGCUUCAUCAACUCUGUCGACAGCGUUUUAAAAGGCAGACCUGCCAGUCGAGCUUUGACAGAUGGAAUCUCUGGGAGCAGCUUCACCAGAAAGUACCGGACCUUCAAAUUUCACAAAAAUCCAGAGUCCACUUACUCUUUUGUGUUCAAUGACAUCAUGGGCUUUGAGAAGGAUUCUGACAGAGGAGUCCCUGUGGAAGACGUCAAACUGGCCCUGAGAGGACACGUGAAAGAAGGUUACAAGUUCAACCCUAAAGAAAAACUGAUGGAGGGUGCUGAUGGCUACAAAUUAGGUCGCACUUUGGAAGACAAAGUUCACGUUCUGGUGUGUGUUGUUCGUGCGGACACAGUGUCUGUGUUAAGUGAUGAGAUGGUGAAGAAGAUGAAAGAGGUCAGACUGGCAGCCAGUGAACUGGGAAUUCCCCAACUGGCUAUUCUCACCAGAGUUGAUGAAGCCUGUCCCGAGGUUAAAAAGGACUCAAGCAAUAUCUAUAAGAGCAGGUACCUGAAGGAAAAGGUAGAAGAAUUCCACCAUCUGCUGGGCAUUCCAAUGAACUGCAUCUUCCUUGUGAAGAACUACUGUGAUGAAAUUGAGUCAAAUGACAAAAUUAACGCUGCAAUAGUGUGUGUACUGAAACAGAUGCUUUACUUUGGAGAAGACUUCCUGGAAAAAUGAAAACUUCUGAGGCAAAAACACAGUAGGCGAUUUGUAGGGGAAUGAGGAAAUAUUCAGCCAAUUUUUAUUGUCUUUGUCAAGCAGGCAAGAUUCAACAUAAACCCCCUACAUGUAAAAAUUAACAAAUCCCCUACUGCAAAUAGACGAUUGAAGCAUAAAUCAUGGUUUGCAUAAACAUUUUAAAUAAUGCACCCUGCACUCUGCAUGCGAAAGUACAGACAUAUAAAUAAAAAAAGUUCUUGGGAAAGAAAUAAUCACAUGAAUAAAUACACAACAUGUUCAGUUAAAGUAAAGUUACACAGUUACAGUUACAGUGGGAACUUUGGGUUUCUCUAUAGUUUCUAAGGUCUUGAUCUUUCUUUAUAAUCUAUAAUUGCUUACUUAUGAUUUGAUGCUAUAGACAAAUAAAAUCAAAUUGAAGUUACAGUAUAUAUGUAGUAGUACAUAUACAUAUACAUUACAGUAUAUGUGCUUUGAAGGGUAAACUAAUCCUGCAGUUUUUUGUCUUGAGAUAAUCUUCCUGUUACAAUGAACAAGUUCAUUUCAGGUCAUUUUUAAUAAUUUCCAUCAAAAUCUUGUUUAUUAAAAAUCUGUUACAAUGUUA